AUGGACCUGGUUGGCAAACUUGUAAUGACUGAUCAGGGAAAUCAGUACAUCUGUGUGAUGGUGGACUACUUCACUCGAUGGUCACAGGCCUAUGCCAUCAAAUCCAAAUCUGCAGCCGAGGUCACACAGUGCAUUCUCAAAUUUGUCUACCAAUUUGAGGUGCCACAGAGAAUACUUACUGACCAAGGCAGAGAAUUUGUCAACCAAGUCGAUGGGUCCUUUGAGGAGCAGUUUAAUGAAGAGGAGGUGGCAAUGGACAUCGAGCGACAGGACAAAAUUGUCAGCAUUGUCCAGCAAAAUGUGGAGAAGGUUCAGGAGAGAACCAGAGGGAGACUGCAAUCCCUGAAAAAGAGAGCGAGCUUUAAGGUGGGGGACAUGGUGUGGAGGAAGAACAUCCGUAGCCUGCAGCGGAAAGGGGGAAAGCUGGAUCCGGAGUUUCUUGGGCCGUUCACAGUGUCUCUUCCAUUACCUCCACUCCACCUGCUGCCACCUCCACUCCACCUGCCACCUCCACCUGCUGCCACCUCCACUCCACCUGCCACCUCCACUCCACCUGCCACCUCCACUCCACCUGCUGCCACCUCCACUCCACCUGCCACCUCCACCUGCUGCCACCUCCACUCCACCUGCUGCCACCUCCACUCCACCUGCCACCUCCACUCCACCUGCUGCCACCUCCACUCCACCUGCUGCCAGCUCCACUCCACCUGCCACCUCCACUCCACCUGCCACCUCCACUCCACCUGCUGCCACCUCCACUCCACCUGCUGCCACCUCCACUCCACCUGCCACCUCCACUCCACCUGCUGCCACCUCCACUCCACCUGCUGCCACCUCCACUCCACCUGCUGCCACCUCCACUCCACCUGCCACCUCCACUCCACCUGCCACCUCCACUCCACCUGCUGCCACCUCCACUCCACCUGCUGCCACCUCCACUCCACCUGCUGCCACCUCCACUCCACCUGCUGCCACCUCCACUCCACCUGCUGCCACCUCCACUCCACCUGCUGCCACCUCCACUCCACCUGCUGCCACCUCCACUUCAGAGAAAUAUGUUACAGAGGCUUGGGACGGCAAAAAUGUUCAUGUUCUGCUGUCCAGAAUCGGACCAUACAAGCUGUUUUAUUGGGACAUCUGUUGGACAACUCCGGGUCAGGAACUUGAGAGUGAGGUAACAUUCAGUAUUUUAUUCUCCUUUAGUUAACUUAUA
Messenger RNA from Gadus macrocephalus (Pacific cod), 1213 nucleotides. RefSeq lists its product as uncharacterized. The transcript has 4 exons. Gene Ontology annotation, molecular function: nucleic acid binding. Gene Ontology annotation, biological process: DNA integration. The record is from RefSeq and is a predicted model, not a curated record. Lineage: Eukaryota; Metazoa; Chordata; Actinopteri; Gadiformes; Gadidae. The coding region runs from base 1 to 1167 and encodes 388 amino acids.